This is a messenger RNA of Erinaceus europaeus (western European hedgehog), 3959 nucleotides long. It is a transcript of the gene THBD, whose product is annotated as thrombomodulin. The record is from RefSeq and is a predicted model, not a curated record. Gene Ontology annotation, molecular function: calcium ion binding; transmembrane signaling receptor activity. NCBI's taxonomy places the organism in Eukaryota, Metazoa, Chordata, Mammalia, Eulipotyphla, Erinaceidae. Gene Ontology annotation, cellular component: membrane. Bases 428 to 2158 code for a protein of 576 amino acids. The transcript has a single exon.
GCGGAGACUGUCGUCUGGUGGGACCGAGGUGCUGUCCUUAGGCGGCGCCGGCGCCUAGCGGCCCCGCCUGGGUGCUCCUGGGUGGGGCUAGCUCAUCCCAGAGAGGUGAUCCCAGGCUCGAGGGCGGGCACUAAGCGUCCAGAGAACCCAGUAAUCCGAGAAUGUAGUAUCAGCCCUUCCCACUGGGCACUUCCUUCCUUUUUCGAACUUCCAGGGAGGGAGGGCUGCAUGUUUAUAAACUCCGGCCCGGCCAGCCGACAUGUCAGAGACCGCCUCGCCCGAGCUGCGCGCUGCGGCAGGACAGAAGCGCCCAGGCUGGGAGCACAGAGAGCGGCUGGCGUGAGCGGUGCCCUGCGCUUCCCAGCAGCACGCCCAGUUGCGGCACCUGCACCCUCUUCAGCGCCAGCAAGCAGCGUGCUUAGACACCAUGCUCCCGGUGCUGAUCAUUGGGGUGUUAGCUCCCGCCAGCCUGGGGCUGCCGGCGUCUACAGAGCCACAGCCUCACGGUAGCCAGUGCGUCGAACACGACUGCUUCGCGCUGUUUAGGGGCCCCAAGACCUUCCUCUUAGCCAGUCACGCCUGCGAGCGCCGUCAGGGCCACCUGAUGACUGUGCGAUCCUCGGUGGCGGCCGAUGUCAUCUCCCUCUUACUGAGUGGCGACAGCAGUGACAACCCGCGCCUCUGGAUCGGCCUAAAACUCCCGCCUGGUUGCAGCCACCCUGGACACCUCGGGCCCUUGCGCGGCUUCCAGUGGGUGACGGGCGACAACAGCACCAGCUACAGCAGGUGGGCGCGGCAGGACGACGGGGCGCCCCUCUGCGGUCCCUUGUGCGUGGUUGUGGCAACUGCCGGUGCCCCUGCGCCGGGCGAACCUGCCUGGGAGGAGCAGCAGUGCGCUAACGAGGCCGAAGGCUUCCUCUGCGAGUUCCACUUCGCAGCCUCCUGCAGGCCACUGGGUGUGGAGCCAGGCGCUGCAGCCGCCGCCAGCAUCUCCAUUUCCUACAGCACCCCGUUUGGGGCCCAUGGCGCGGACUUCCAGGCGCUACCAGAGGGGACCUCCGCCACCGUAGCUCCUUUCGGGGUUCAGCUGGUAUGCGCCACGGCGCCUGGGGAAGCCGAGGCGCAUUGGGGCCGGGAAGCUGCAGGUGCCUGGGACUGCAGCGUGGAGAACGGCGGCUGCGAAUACAUGUGCAACGGGAGUGCGGGGCCGCCUCGAUGCCUCUGCCCUCCAGACGCCACCCUGCAGCCAGAUGGGCGCUCCUGCACCGCGGCGCCCGGGAAGCACCCCUGUCACAAACUCUGUGAGCAGUUUUGCAUCCUUAACACGACUGAACCGGGCUCCUACUCUUGCAUGUGCGCCACGGGCUACCGGCUUGCCGCCGACCAGCACCACUGCGAAGACGUGGACGACUGUCUGCAGGAGCCCAGUCUGUGCCCUCAACGUUGUGUCAACAUGCAGGGUGGCUUUGAGUGCCAUUGCAACCCUGGCUAUGAACUGGUGGACGGCGAGUGUGUGGAGCUGGAGGACCCGUGCUUCGGGUCUGACUGCCAGUACCAGUGCCAGCAGGUGGGUCAGACUGGCUACCGCUGCAUCUGUGCCGAGGGCUUCGCGCCAGUCCCCCAGGAGCCGCACCGAUGCCAAAUGUUCUGCAACCAGACCCAGUGCCCAGCCGACUGUGACCCCAACAACCCGGCUUCCUGCAGGUGCCCUGAAGGUUUCAUACUGGACGAUGACUUCAAAUGCACGGACAUUGAUGAGUGCGAUAGCGGCUACUGCUCUGGUGAGUGUCACAACCUCCCUGGCACCUAUCAGUGUCUGUGUGGACCUGGCACAGCCCUCGCUGGCCAAAUGGCCACUGACUGCGACCCAAUCAAGAAAACCACAGAGGAGGAUGGCGGUUCCGGGGAGCCUCCAGUGAGCCCAACUCCCCGCACCAGCACCACCUUGAGUCCCUCCCCAGCAAGACCUGUGCAUUCAGGCGUGCUCAUUGGCAUCUCCAUCGCCAGCCUGUCCCUGGUGGUGGCACUGCUGGCACUCCUCUGCCACCUUCGAAAGAAGCAUGGAGCUCUGAGGGCUGAGCUGGAGUACAAGUGUGGGGCUCCAGCCAAGGAGGUGGGCCUGCAGCUUGUUAGAACUGAUCUGCCUCAGAAACUUUGAGGGGCCUCUCUCCCCUCAUCCCUAGCCUGAAUUCCAGGCUGCCUUCCCUCCCCACCCCCUGAAGCACCUUAGCUGGUUAUCAGAACUGGAGAAGACUCCCCACUCCUACUUUCACUGAUUCCAUGCUUGACUAAAGGGGUGGCUGUGGUGGUGGUGGAGGAGGAAGGAGCAUGUGUCUCAUUCACUUUAGUGAUGUCACAGGACAACUGGGAAGAGAUGGCAACAUCACAGUGAAGACAGGGGCAUGGAAGGGGUGAACAUUAUUAUUCAGCAGCCUUUUGAGCAGACUGUGAUUUUGUGGGUGGAAUUGAGGGUGUAACUGAAGUGAACAAUGACCAAUAUAUUUAUUUUAAAAUUUCCCCUAUUCUUCCCUCUCCUACCUGUAAGCCAUCAAUAUCCACUCUCUGUCCCUCCUCUCUUCCCUCCCUUUAUGCUCUCUUCCUCCUCCCAUUUGUCAUAUGGCUGUUAAAGUACCUUGGGAGUUCCUCCCCAAUCCUCUUAUGCUUUUGAUGCAGAGCUACAGUUCUGUUCCUCUUCAUUCCUGCUAAUUUCCUUCCCCUGAGGAAACCUCUCCUGCUGCCCUAAGUCAGCCUACCUGUAUUUGACCCUACUUCUGUUCUUUGUUGUCUGCCUAGGCAGAAAUCCUACUUGAAACUGAAAUGAAAACACUAAAAACAAGAAUGGUUGGGCAUUUGCUUUCUCAACAGGUUUUCUAAUUUAUUCCAAAUGUGCAGAACAACAGUGUUAUAACAAAGGUUUAAGAUCUGAGAGACAUUUGUGAAAUUAAUGUUACUUGGACUGUCACAGAAAUGAAGCCCAAGGAGUUAUUUUUAUUUUUUGAAUAGUAAGCUUGGGCUUUAUUGUUGUUUUGACUGAACGGUGGUAAUGGUUAUAAGCUUGAUAAGCAGUUUUACUUCCUAUUGUUAUUGUUAUAAUUAGUUAUUAGUUAAUUUUGAUGGUGUUAAAAUUUUUUUUUCCUCAUGGUUGCUUCAAGAUUUAGACGAAGGAAACAUUUCCCAGGAGAUAGUUUAAGACAGUCAUGAACUGCAUGAUUCAUGCUGAUAACCAUUUUGAUUCUUACUGUUAUUACAAUUUAUAAGUCAAUAUAGAGCCAGCUCUACUGUAUUAUUGUUGUUAUUAGGGAGCUUACAGAAGGAGCCUGGAGGAUAUCCAGGUUGAGCUCCACUUUGAUCAGGCUUUGAGCAUUUCUUCACUUCAGAGAAAUCUUCCAGUCCUUUCCACUGUGAUGUAGCCCCUGGAUGAGAAGUAGGGGAUGGCACUGAUAGUGGGUUAGAAGUGCAGAAUCUGGAUCCCCUAUAUUCUGUGGAGGGGGAUGUGCAUUCUAACAGGAUCUUGAGGAGGUGAAGGGAACUUUGCUCUGUAUAAUUUGAAGGGAACUAUUUUAGACAACUCCAGUUUUCCAUAAUACAUUCAGUAUUAUGGAUCAGUAAUGAGUAGCAGGCCAAGUCAGGUCCUUUAUUUUCAAAGAAAAACUGAGGAAUUUUUGUUUUAUAGCUUUGAUUUCUGAUAGAAGAAAAGACUAGGUACAUAACUUUAGACAUUGCUACACAGGAUAGAGGAGAACUUUGGUUCAACUAAGCUAGGAAUGAAAUUGUGCUUCCUUGUAGGAAAGAAAUGAAUCAGAUAAAUGUCUCUUUUGUGAUGCAAAUGUUUUCCUAUGUUAUUCUGAAGACUCAGCACACUUGUACAUAGUUAUUUAUUUAUUGGAGAUAAAAUUAGAACAUGGGCAAAAACCGUAGCUUAUGACAUCACAUGUAGAAAAUAAACAUGUUAUAGUGCA